AUGGCGCGACAACGUUUCUCACAUAUUGAGGUUGGUGUCAAACUGGCCGGCAUCCUGCAACCCCUGGGUGAACUUACCGUAACCUCGCUCGACAACGACGCCGACUGGCAAAAUUCCUGGAAGGAGCAUUUUACGCUGCUCCGCAUAGGUAAACGCCUGGUAGUCAAGCCUUCGUGGAUAGACUACGUCACCGAAGAGAAUGAUGUCCUGAUUGAAUUGGACCCAGGGCUGGCUUUUGGUACCGGCUACCACCCCACUACCUAUACGUGUCUUGAGUCGAUGGAACAGCUGGUAAGGCCGGGGUUCAUGGUCUUGGACUUGGGCUGCGGUUCCGGAAUACUAACGAUAGCUGCAGUAAAGUUAGGAGCCGCAGGAGUAGUCGCCCUGGACAUCGACCCACAGGCGGUGCAGGCUUCGCGUCAGAACUUCCGCCGCACGGGCAUAAAGAAUAAAGUGCAACUUGAUCAGGGAAGCGUGCCGCAUCGAUUGGCCCCUGCAGGCAGCUUCGACCUGGCAGUAGCGAAUAUUUCUUCGAGGGGAAUCCGGGAAAGGGCCCGGGAUAUCUUGCCCGCGCUGAAACCGGGAGGGACCCUGAUUGCCUCUGGAAUCAUUGACGAGCAGCAAGCAGAUACCGAGGAAGCACUGCUAGAAGCUGGAUACACUAGCAUCAAAAUCUGGCCCAGGGAAGAUUGGGUAAGUAUCACAUGUAAACCGGGAUGA
This is a messenger RNA of Geodia barretti, 720 nucleotides long. NCBI's taxonomy places the organism in Eukaryota, Metazoa, Porifera, Demospongiae, Tetractinellida, Geodiidae. The record is from the annotation of a GenBank genome assembly.